AUGGAGGUGACCACCGUGUCCCCAUCUCCUGCCUCACCCACUGAAGGAUAUUAUCUGUGUGAGACAGAUGCCACCAAUGAGGCCCUACACAGUGUGACACUGCUCAUGUGCCUCUGUGGGCUGGCUGGGAAUGGGGCUGUGCUCUGGCUCCUUGGCUCCCUCACUUCAUCGAGGAGCAGCACUAUCCUUUACAUCCUCAUGCUGACUCUUCUUGACUUCUUCUUCCACCUCAUUCUCUUGCCCUCCACUCUGCUCUUCCUGGUGGAGGAUGUGUCCUGUUCUAUUAUCAUGCCCUUGUCACACAUAAGGUUCCUUUCCUGGAUGUCAUGGUUGUCUUACAGUGUGUGGCUGUGCACACUGACAGUCAUCAGCAUCAAGAGGUGCCGGUCCAUCCACUGCCCGCUCUGGCUCUGUUGCCACCAUCCCCAGCAGCUGUUAAAGGUCAUGUUUUUCCUACUCAGGGCCUUCUUUGUCACUCUCGUCAUUGUCUUUGCCAUGAUGCUUUCCCUGUGCAUGUUCCAGCAAUCUGAGCACUGCUGGAUGUUUCUCAGCUUAAUAUACACCUCCAACCUCCUCCUCUGUUCUCCGUCCAUGCUCAUUUCCAGCACAAUCCUCUACACUCAUUUGAAGCCUGGCUCCCAGCAGCAGAAACCCAAGAAACUGGACAUUGUUAUCUGCCUCAUUGUGCUCUUCACUCUGCCCCCCAGUCUCUGCAAUUUCCUGCAGCAGGUCAGCUACACCAUUGUGCCCUCCCAGGUUCUUUUCCUGCUCAUCUGCAUCCACAGCAGCAUCAAACCCUUCAUCUUUUUCUUGCUAGGGAGGUGCUGGAGGCCCUACUCCGUGGGGUCUCUCCAGCUCUCCCUCCAGAGGGUCUUUGAGGAGCCAGAAGAAAACACUGCCACAGCCAUGAUCCCACCAUGGACACGGGGGUCUGAGUCUGUUGAUUUCUCCUCCUGCACUGCUGAAGGACCCUGUAUAGUGGCUGAGAGAUUCCUUGAGCUUUCUGACAAAUAA
Messenger RNA from Zonotrichia leucophrys gambelii, 1014 nucleotides. Its product is annotated as mas-related G-protein coupled receptor member D-like. Bases 1 to 1014 code for a protein of 337 amino acids. Gene Ontology annotation, molecular function: G protein-coupled receptor activity. Gene Ontology annotation, biological process: G protein-coupled receptor signaling pathway. Gene Ontology annotation, cellular component: membrane. Lineage: Eukaryota; Metazoa; Chordata; Aves; Passeriformes; Passerellidae. The transcript has a single exon. The record is from RefSeq and is a predicted model, not a curated record.